Messenger RNA from Ascoidea rubescens DSM 1968, 573 nucleotides. Its product is annotated as acetate uptake transporter family protein. The transcript has a single exon. Gene Ontology annotation, cellular component: plasma membrane. The record is from RefSeq and is a predicted model, not a curated record. Lineage: Eukaryota; Fungi; Ascomycota; Saccharomycetes; Ascoideales; Ascoideaceae. Gene Ontology annotation, molecular function: acetate transmembrane transporter activity. The annotation marks the transcript as partial.
CGAUUUGCAGAUCCAGGUCCAUUGGGAUUGUGUUCGUUUGCUUUGACCACAUUGUUAUUCUCAUUCACCAAUGCCAGAGCCAUGGGCGUUGAAAAGGAAAACAUCGUUGCCGGACUAGCAUUUUUCUAUGGUGGAUUCAUUCAAUUUGUUGCUGGAGUCCUAGCAUUCAUCGCCGGUGAUACUUUUGGCUGCUGUGCAUUUGCCUCGUAUGGAGGUUUUUGGAUGUCCUGGGGUGCCAUCCACACCGAUGCCUUUGGAAUCAGAUCUGCUUAUGGCGAUGAUGUCCAGCAAUUCAACAAUGCCAUGGGUUUCUUCAAUAUCUCGUGGGCAAUCUUGACGUUCAUGAUGGCUCUUUGCACCUUGAAAGGCAGCUGCUACUUUUGCUCGUUACUAUGGUUGGUUGUUGUUGUCUUCACAGUCAACGGUACAUCCAAAUUCACAAACUCAGUUUCCUGUGCCAGAGCCGGAGGUGUGUUGGGUGUCAUUGCAGCAUUCCUAGCAUUUUUCAUAGCCUUCAAUGCCUUGUCAACAGAAGAAAAUUCGUACAUUCACAUCAGAACCAUCAUGAUGCCA